Molecule: messenger RNA, 2514 nt
Organism: Aureobasidium melanogenum CBS 110374
Lineage: Eukaryota; Fungi; Ascomycota; Dothideomycetes; Dothideales; Saccotheciaceae
Product: urease
Exons: 7
Coding region: 1-2514 (837 amino acids)
Biological process (GO): urea catabolic process
Cellular component (GO): urease complex
Molecular function (GO): nickel cation binding; urease activity
Source: RefSeq, a predicted model, not a curated record
AUGCAUUUGACUCCAAAAGAGCUCGACAAGCUGGUCAUUUCGCAAGUCGGCCAGCUUGCACAGCGUAGAUUGGCACGCGGUGUCAAGCUGAACCAGACUGAAGCGACGGCCCUGAUCGCAAGCGUUCUCCAAGAACUUAUCCGCGAUGGCAAUCACUCGGUGGCAGAUCUCAUGUCCCUGGGCAAGACUAUCCUCGGUCGCCGUCAUGUCCUCCCGCCCGUAGUCAACUCUCUGGUCGAGCUUCAAGUCGAAGGAACCUUUCCCUCUGGUACAUACCUGGUCACUGUCCAUCACCCUAUCAGCUCCGACGAUGGUGAUCUCGAGAAAGCCCUGUAUGGCAGCUUCUUGCCCGUACCAGACAAAGAUAUCUUCCCUCAUGCCGACGCCUCUGAGUACGCCCCCGAGAAACAGCCUGGUGCAGUCAUACCCGUCAAGAAUGCCAAGAUCGUCUUGAACGAGAACAGAAAGAGGAUACAGUUGAAGGUUGUCAGCAAGGGAGACCGUCCCAUCCAGGUUGGAUCACACUACCACUUUGUUGAGACCAAUCCUCUGCUCGACUUUGAUCGCGUCAGAGCCCUGGGAUACAGGUUGGAUAUUGCUGCUGGAACUUCCGUUCGCUUCGAGCCCGGUGACACCAAGACUGUCAAUCUUGUCGAGAUUGGUGGUAACAAGGUCAUCAAGGGCGGCAAUGGUCUCGCUACUGGUUCGCUCCAUGAUUCCAGCAUUGCCGAUUCUCUGGUUGAGAAACUGCAGAAAGGUGGCUUCCAUCAUACCCCCGAACCUGCUGGCGACUCUGCUCAUCUUGAUAUGUUUACUCUUGAGCGUGAAGCUUACAUUUCCAUGUUUGGUCCUACUACUGGUGAUCUUGUCCGCUUGGGCGCUACUGAUCUGUGGAUCAAGGUCGAGAAAGACUUUACUCAAUAUGGUGAUGAGUGUACCUUUGGUGGCGGCAAGAGCAUUCGUGAUGGCAUGGGUCAAUCUUCUGGACGCUCGGACAAGGACUGCCUGGACCUGGUUCUUACCAACGCUCUGAUCGUCGACUACACUGGUAUCUACAAGGCUGAUAUCGGUGUCAAGGAUGGCAUUAUCGUAGGAAUUGGCAAAGCUGGCAAUCCGGAUAUUAUGGAUGGUGUUGAUCCUAACAUGGUCAUUGGCUCCAACACCGAUGUCAUUGCUGCUGAAAAGGAUAUUGUCACUUAUGGUGGCUUUGACAGCCACAUCCAUUUCAUCUGUCCUCAGCAGGCUCCCGAAUCGCUUGCGUCAGGAAUCACAACCCUUUUGGGAGGUGGCACAGGACCAAGCACUGGCACUAAUGCCACAACUUGCACACCAAGCGCAUGGCUGAUCGAGAGUAUGCUGCAAGCUACUGAUGUAAUACCCCUCAAUGUAGGUAUUACCGGCAAGGGCAACGAUAGCGAACCUGGUCCUCUACGUGAACAGGCCGAAGCUGGUGUCUGCGGUCUCAAAUUGCACGAAGAUUGGGGAUCCACACCCGCAGCCAUCGACACUUGUCUAAGCGUUUGCGAUGAACAUGAUAUCCAGACUCUUAUCCAUACCGAUACCCUCAACGAGUCUGGCUUUGUCGAAACCACUGUUGCGGCAUUCAAGGGCCGUACCAUUCAUAGUUACCACACUGAGGGAGCAGGUGGUGGUCACGCUCCUGAUAUUAUUUCUGUCGUCGAACAUGAGAAUGUUCUUCCUUCCAGUACUAACCCUACCAGACCUUACACCAACAACACACUUGACGAGCAUCUUGACAUGCUCAUGGUGUGUCACCAUCUCUCUCGCAACAUCCCUGAAGACGUGGCCUUCGCCGAAAGUCGUAUCCGCGCAGAAACAAUCGCGGCAGAGGACGUUCUGCACGAUCUCGGUGCCAUCAGCAUGAUGAGUUCAGACUCACAAGCCAUGGGUCGCUGUGGAGAAGUCAUCCUCCGCACCUGGAACACCGCCCACAAGAACAAAGUUCAAAGAGGUUUCUUGCCCGAAGACCAAGGCACGGGCGCAGAUAACUUCCGCGUUAAGCGCUACAUCUCCAAAUACACCAUAAAUCCCGCCAUCGCACAGGGAAUGUCCCACCUCAUCGGCAGCAUUGAAGUUGGAAAACUGGCUGACCUUGUUCUCUGGCAUCCCUCCAACUUCGGUGUCAAGCCUUAUCAAGUCGUUAAGGGCGGUAUGGUGGCUUAUAGUCUGAUGGGUGAUGCCAAUGCUAGUAUCCCCACCGUCGAGCCCAUGAUCAUGAGACCCAUGUUUGGUGCCUCUGUAGCUCACAACAGUAUUGCUUUCGUCAGCAAAGCAGCAGUAAGCAAGGGAGUCAAAAACAAAUGCGGUUUGAAGAAGCGCGUCGAAGCCGUAAAGAAUUGCAGGAAUAUUGGAAAGUCUGAUAUGAAGUUUAAUGCCGUCAAGCCGAAGAUGAAGGUUGAUGCUGAGAGUUAUACUGUUGAAGCUGAUGGUAUGGUUUGUGAGGCUGAGCCGUCUGCUCAAUUGCCUCUUGCUCAGACUUACUAUCUCUACUGA